AUGCGCUUUGCCAUCUUCUUCCUGAUCACCUUAUGCAGCUAUGCCUAUGCUAAUGACGGAUUGGAAAAGAAGGCCAACAAACUGCCUUAUGACUCACUUGUUCCAGUUCUUCCCUCUAAGCCCAAUUGCCGCAUCAACUCGAUCGCUCUCCAGUUUCAGCCAGAACUUAAUAUCAAGCAUGGCUGUCAUCCGUACCCAGCCGUGGACGAUAAUGGAUAUAUCAGCAGUGGCUUAGGUGUUUCGCACUUUUUCACCGACUGCAUGGGAUCGCCAAAAGGAUCACAAGUUUAUGGUCGAGCGUUUGUGUACAGGGGAUAUUUGGCAAUCAUGUACGCUUGGUAUUUCCCCAGAGACUACGUAGCCACUCCUUUCUGGAUUGGUCACCGCCAUGGAUGGGAGCAUGCCAUUCUGUGGUUUGGAGGUAUGACUGAAAAACCAGAAUUGCUUGCCGUUACUGCCAAGUCCUUGAUUGGCUACCGCACUUAUGCACCGCCUCAGUCCAAACACAUGGAUAAAGACAGAUUCAAGCUCAAAUACACCUGGAUGGGUGUGACGCAACACUAUCUGUCUGCCACUACGAGCCCAGGAGAACUCCAGAGUCUAGUGAUGUGGGACGACCUGCCGGACAAAGCAAGAGCUUCAUUGAAGCCAAGAUCAUGGUCUCACUUUAAGCCACCCCUUGCUGAUAACAGGUUCUUCCGCGCUCUCCGAAAAGCUUAUCCGUUUUGA
Molecule: messenger RNA, 729 nt
Organism: Plasmopara halstedii
Lineage: Eukaryota; Oomycota; Peronosporomycetes; Peronosporales; Peronosporaceae
Product: NLP-like protein
Exons: 1
Coding region: 1-729 (242 amino acids)
Source: RefSeq, a predicted model, not a curated record